AUGACCCGGCUGCUCUCGGUGCUGCUCUCGGUGCUGCUGUCCGUCCCCGUGUCCCACGCUGCCAUCAGUUGUGGCAUCCAGAAAGCCAGCUUCGUAGAAGACUCUGAGGAGGGUUUGGUGAGAGAAAAGGAGUUCCCGUGGGUGGUGUCCCUGCAGGAUCCCCAGCACACCCACCUGGCUUUCGGCAGCAUCCUCAGUGAGUUCUGGAUCCUCAGCAUCGCGUCCGCCUUUCAGCACAGGCCAUCCGUCGUCGCUGUGGUUGGCAUAGCCAGCAUGGAUGCCAGAGUGAUCGCCCACGAAGAGUAUCCAGUCAGCACCAUCAUCCUCCACGAGGACUUCGACAGGGACACAAUGACCAAUAACUUGGCCCUCCUGAAGACAGACACGGCGAUGCAGUUAAACGACCUGGUCGGACCCAUCUGUCCCCUCACCAGAAAGCUGCGCGCGCCGCUGGCCUUGAGGAACUGCUGGGUGGCAGGAUGGAAUCCCACGUUUGCAACAGGGAAUCGCAUGACGAUGAGUAUCCUAAGGAGGAUCUCUGUGAAAGACAUCGACCAGUGUCCCUUGCAAAAAUUCCAGAAAACAGGAUGUGGCCAUCAUGUAGCGGAGGAGACGAAUGAUGUCUGCUUGGGGGACCCAGGAAACCCCUUCAUGUGCCAGCUACCGAAGUCAGACCUAUGGGUGCUGAGAGGAAUCCUGUCCCAAGGCGGCGAGCGGUGCCCCGGCCUGUUUCUCUACAUCAAGGUGGAAGAAUACAGCGACUGGAUCUCAUCCAACACUAAGAUGGCCGGCCUACCCCUGUCUGCUGUGUACCGCUGGGAGAAUUUGGUUCCUUUCUACAGACACUCACCACACACCACCAUGACACAGAAAAAAUAUUCUAGGCUGGAUCAGGCUACAUGGACCCAAAUUCAAUUCCAGGGACAAGGAAGCACCACCGCCAUAGCUUCAGAGCCAGAAAGCAACCCUGGAAAAAGUGAAGAUGUUAGCGGAGAGGACAUGAGGGAGCUGGGCAGCUCUUCGGAGGUGGCCCUAGAGCCUGCGUACUUAGACUAUUACAGUGAGCACGCUGGGGCGGAGUCUGGGAGCUAG
Molecule: messenger RNA, 1092 nt
Organism: Pteronotus mesoamericanus
Lineage: Eukaryota; Metazoa; Chordata; Mammalia; Chiroptera; Mormoopidae
Gene: PRSS54
Product: serine protease 54
Exons: 6
Coding region: 1-1092 (363 amino acids)
Biological process (GO): proteolysis
Molecular function (GO): serine-type endopeptidase activity
Source: RefSeq, a predicted model, not a curated record